AUGGUGCAACAUGUUUAUACUCAAGUCACCAGCUACCAAGUCUUACAGCGGGAUUUCUCUACCAACACGGCAUUGGUAAAACAAGCCAAUGGCGAAGUACGCUCGCUCCCAAUUGGUGGACCUUAUACCAUAAACAAUGCAUCAAACGUACUAGUUGGCGAUGUUUGGGUUAUGAGCGGUCAAAGCAAUAUGCGUGGAAACGCCUUUUACAGCGACCCGUGGGCCGAUCCACCCACCACAUAUCCAGAGUAUGUCGAUGGCAUGGUUCACUUGUUUCAAUCCAACGAGUCUUGGACCCUCGGUCACGAACCAACGCAUCGAAUCGACCAAUCGGUACGCCAAGUUGACUAUGACCUACCUGACCCGAGUGUUAGCAAUAAAAAUUACUACAAACGCCGAGGUGUUUCUUGUGGAAUGGCCUUUGCCAAAGCAUACAGAGAACGAAUCGACGUGCCUGUUGGACUUAUGGCAACAGCCCAUGGCGGCACAAAUAUGGCGCAAUGGAGUCCACAGUUACUGGAAACGACUGAUAACCCAUACAACAAUACACUCUAUGGCGCCAUGCUCGGUCGAAUUGGCAAGAUUGAGAAUCAAGUUGCCGGUAUUUUAUGGUACCAAGGCGAAUCGGAUGCCGAGAGCAGUGCCCUUUCGGCGGAAUACCAGCAAAACCUACAGAAUUUUAUUAGCACCACACGAACCAAACUCAACAGCACUCGCCUCCCUUUUGUAUAUGUACAAAUCUCGCGUACCGUCAGCGAGGAUAAUAACGACAGCGGCUGGAACGAGGUCAGAGAGGCACAACGAUUAUUAAACGACAAACGCUGGGAUACGGAACGUGUUGGUGCAGUCUCAAGCAUCGAUCUUGAAAUGGAUGAUUAUAUUCAUUUAUCCGCAGAGGGUCAAAAGGCGGUUGGUCAUCGGUUGGCGGUUACUGCAACGAAUUCCUUAUUGAAAAACAAGGCGGGCACGAGCAGUCCAACAUUUGGCAACGUUACUUUUGAGCAAAAAGCGGUGGCAGCUAAUACCACAUCCUCAUACGCUAUACAAUCUACUUUAUUGGUUCGAUUUAAAAAUAUGGACGAAGGCGAGUGGAAGUCUCAAGAUGACGAUAAAGUUCUUGGUUUUACGCUACAUGAUAGCAACGGGGAGCUCGUAAACGUGAUUUACAACGCAGAAAUACAACAAGACAAGAAAAGCGUACGACUGUUCCUGACAAGAGAUGCCAAGAGCUUGGACUCAAAGAAUGUAUUUCUAUACUAUGGAUACGGAAUGGAUCCAAUUUGUAAUAUGGUUACCAAGAGUGAGAUGGGCUUACUCACAUUUGGACCGGUACCAAUAGAGCUUAAUUAUUAG
This is a messenger RNA of Zychaea mexicana, 1353 nucleotides long. RefSeq names its product SGNH hydrolase-type esterase domain-containing protein. Lineage: Eukaryota; Fungi; Mucoromycota; Mucoromycetes; Mucorales; Lichtheimiaceae. Bases 1 to 1353 code for a protein of 450 amino acids. The transcript has a single exon. The record is from RefSeq and is a predicted model, not a curated record.